Molecule: messenger RNA, 423 nt
Organism: Eruca vesicaria subsp. sativa (arugula)
Lineage: Eukaryota; Viridiplantae; Streptophyta; Magnoliopsida; Brassicales; Brassicaceae
Source: the annotation of a GenBank genome assembly
AUGGUGGCGUACUUUUUUCUUCUACCUUUCUCUCUCUUUUUUGUUAAUCGCUGUAGUGAUCUGAAAGAGUCUCCUCCAAUUGGAACAUUGCAGUCAAGACACAAAGCUUAUGGAGUCCUAAAGAUCCUUAAAGAUCUCUUUUUCUCUACAACAAUCCCAGCCACAGCGAAAGCUACCAAUUACGACAAGUGUCGUCGUAGAGAUCGCCGUCAUUUCAAAAAUUGCACUGAAAGCACUAAUGUGAUUGACUGGAUACUAAGUGAAGGAGACCCCACGUUUUUAGAGGAGCUUUCUAAUUUCAAGGAGGAUUCAAACCCUAUUGCCUGGGAUUGUGCAGUUUGGAUACGUACUUAUGCAUUGUUUCUUGAGGAACGACUUGAAAGCUUCAGAGGUACAGUAGUAGAUCAGGGAUUUAGAUGGUGA